AUGCGUCCAGGCCAUGAGUUUUUGGCUCGAUCAGCAGCCUUGCAGAUGCUGUGGGUAACCCCCGAAGCUUCAUUACCCAAUUUUGGUGGGUAAGUUUGUAGCUUCAUUGCCAGGAUUUGCCUCAGGGCCCAGAGCUCUAGCAAAGCAUGUCUGGCAAGCUUCUUAUUUCCUAAAAAAGGUAUUACAAGAUAUUCAUUUAAUCUGUUACUUUACAUCUGCAUCAUUGGACUAAUAUAAUACUCUACUCUAACUCUAUAUAAUACCUAUUUAUACAUAAACAUGUCUGUCCAUUGAUCUAUGUAUCCAUCUGUUUAAGCUGAUCCUGAGGACCAUCAAUAUCUUAACUCUGCAGAUAUCCAUUUAAAUGUUUCUAAUAUCAGCCCUCUUGGAAUCUUUACCUCGGCAGGAAUUAAAUAUAUCCUUAAUUGAAUCAAUGGUAUUAAAGCAUGAGACGUCAUCUAUGAGAUCGUAAUUAGACCACCAUGAAGUCUUGGCAACCAUUUGAAGUUACUGUAGAAUGGAAAUUGGCAUUUUAUAAAUAAUAUUAAUAAUGUAUUAUAUUAAAUACAUUUGUGUAGAUAACUGAAAAUGUGUCUUUACUUUUUACCACUCAGCAACAAAACAGAAUCAUUUGCAUAAUAAAUAAAAAAUAUCAAACCAUUUAAAGAGUUUGCAUGCAUCAGGAAAAACAAAUGUAUGCGCAUGCACCACAAAGCCUUACUCUACUUUGUCAUAAAGGUCCGACGUCACGUUGUCUUUGACACUGCCUUAUCGCACAAAGAGAACAAGAGCUGUGUUAAGAUGUCAUGUGCACCUAUGUGUUCAUAAAUAAUUCACUGUGUUUCCUUUGUGAUGUGUGUCCACAUAAGUGCCUGUUUCUGUUUCUACACAAAGCUCUGCUGAGGGAUGUCAAAAAGUAUAUACCAGCAGCUCUCUGUACUGUUUGUGCAUGGGUGUAGAAGUUGGUUUGCUAUAUCCACGUAGAUUUGGGAUGUUUGAAGAAGUCUUGGAAUAGUUGUGGACACACAUGAGUCAUGUAAUUGAGCAUGUUUAAAAGGACCGAUAACUUGAAGGGUGUAUUAAAGGAACACUGUAAGCACCGUAGCUAUUACAGUGCGCUGCAGUGGUAAGGGUGCCAAGAGUGCCCUCUACCUCUGAAAUACUUAGGAACACACUUUGAAAUUUCAUCUGGUACUUUGGAAAUCGCUGUAGUGGUUAUGGUCUCCGGAGUGCCCCGGAACACCCACAUUGUAAGUAGUCAAAUAAUUUUAGAGUGGUUUGACAACUUACCUAGGGUCCACCGCUGGGGACCUUUACCUAGGGUCCACCGCUCAGUGUACGCCAGGUAAGAAGUCAAACUAUUGUAAAAUUGCUAUGGUGUUUAGAAUCUUACUUUACAUUUUUUGCCAUUAUUUUUAAAGUACUAUAUACCGGACCACAGUCCGUUCUUGCAGGCUUCCAUCUCUGGCUAGGUUCAUGUGCUGGAAGCAGCCGUCGUGAAAUGUAUUACGUUUGUGUGUGUCCUGAUACUUGCACCAGAUACUUGUGUAUACACACCACAUAUUCAUCUGUAACUAUUGUGUGGUUUCACCAUGUUUGCUCAAAAUCGUUGCUCUGUUACAGAUGUAUUUUAAUGCAUCUUAUGUGCUCUAGCAACAGUUCUAAUUUUUGUCCAUUCCCUGAAAAAAAUAUUAAACCCUUAUAAUAGAUCUCAGUGGUUGAUGUGUGGUGCUGAAUCUUUAUACAACUGAGCAGAAUGCUUAAUUUCAGAUACUAAUGUGCUGUGUCACUAACAAGGGUGUAUCAUUUGAACCUUACAGAGGAAGGAAUCAAUCAUGAGUGCAAGCUGUGCAACCAGAUGUUUGACUCUCCAGCAAAGCUUCUCUGUCACCUGAUUGAGCACAGCUUUGAAGGCAUGGGAGGAACAUUCAAAUGCCCUGUUUGUUUUACAGGUAAGUGAAAACCCCCAAAUUACUUUUCUAAGCCACAUGGUUUAAUAGUUUUGAUGAAAACUUUGAGUAUUAUUAGGGCAGUUAGAACAUCAAACCUAGCCAAAUCAGAAAUGUGCAUGAAUUGUUGGCUGAACAUUAUGGGAAGGAAGUUAGAACUUCUAACCUAGCCAAGAACUCAGAAAUUUGCAUGAAUUGUUAGCUGAGCAUUAUGGGAAGCCUUGAUGUUAAGACAUCAAGAUUUAAAUUUAAAAUAUAUAUAUAUUUUUAGCAGAGGCACACAAUUGUCAUGAACCGCAAAUCAGUAGCUUUAUUGGGCCCUUGAGUUCCCCAAUAGGCAUGAGGAUGAGCAUUUUGUAUUGGUUAACUAAAAAACAAAGGAUUACAGUGAGGGCAAACUUAAGAGCACAUGGUUACCAAAAAGGAACUGCACACCCGAUGAUAGAUUCUUAACUUAAAUCAUGAUAGAUAUAAAACAUUCCUAUAAUUUAUAGCGGCGGCAUGUGUUUUUGUUUUUCACACCCUGCACAUGUGCAGGAUGCAAAGUAGAAGGAAUUAGGCGUGAUCAGACUAAAUGUGUUUACACUUAAUGUGCCACGUCCUUGCACUGCAUGCGUGGGAGUAUUCCCCAUGAAAAUAAUGAAACGAUUGGGAUGAAACUCAUGGUUGACUGCAGGCAGCAGUUGGCAAAUUAAAACAAAAGGACACAAAUAAAUGGAGAGUGUCUUAUGUAAAAGUUUCUUCACAUGUCUAAUGAGCAUCGCUGAGCCUUCUGGUGCAAGCAUUCCAGUAUAGUAUCAUGGAAGGGGACUGCAUGUGAUGCAAGCCACUUACAGAAUCACUCAAACUUUAACAUUUACUUUUUGCUUACUUUAGGGAAUGUUUGUUUAACAGUUUUACUCCACUGCUUGGCUCACGUGAAAUCAUAUGUAGUGACCGAAUCAAUGAGCAGCUUCAGUUAAGUGGUAUCACUUAUAGACAAUCCAUUUCUCUCCAAAUCGAUAUAAGCAAUCUAUUUAAGAUUUUCACUGGCGGUUGUGAGUGAAACUGAAACUGCACUAAAAGAGUGACUAGGGCACAAAAAACACAAUUAUACAGUAUUUUGGCCUACAGAAAUUCUCCCUUCACAGUUUGCGGUAUAUUUACAGUGGUCCAUUGUAUUGCUUGAGCAAAUCUGGACAUCAUCAUUUAUGCUCAAGUGUGGUUUAGACAAAGUUAUAUUUCAAUUUCGUUUAAAAUGUAUUAUUUUGACUGAAGAAGAUGCUUUUGUAGCUGUUUAUUGGGUCGUUAUGUGCCUUAACCCCUUAAGGACACGUGACGUGUGACAUGUCAUGAUUCCCUUUUAUUCCAUAAGUUUGGUCCUUAAGGGGUUAAAGGUUCACUGUAGGCACUGUGACUGCUUUUUCCUAAUGAAGUGCUUAUAGUGCCUGGAGUCUUCUUUUGUCAUCCAGGCACUAUAAUAAUGGGAUGAAAUGGUCAUGAUGCUUAGAGUAUAUUGGUUCACUUUCUGUAUUCACAUGAAUAAUCUGAAUUCUUUUCUCCAGUUUUUGUACAGGCAAAUAAACUACAGCAACACAUCUUUGCAGUUCAUGGGCAAGAAGAUAAAAUAUAUGACUGUUCUCAAUGCCCUCAGAAGUUCUUCUUUCAAACAGAACUUCAGGUAAGAUUUGUUUAAACUUUGUUCUACAUACAGUGCAAGAUAUUGAAAGAUGUGUGGUUUGAAAUAUAUAACAAUGGUCUCAUAUCUAAAAUAUUGUACUUUUUAUACUGUGCGUAUGUCUCUGAAGGAUUAUUUUAUAAUUAUGAGUAGGUGUUUUUUUUGUACAUCCCCAUCCAUGAUUGCCUAAGUGAGAGAGUCACAAAUUCAGUAGACAAGACUAUAUGCCGUUCCGCGGCGCAUUAAUGGUUAAUUAACCAUUUAUUUGCUUACUUUAACCCAGCCCCGGGCUCUUUCGGCACUGGCGAACUCUACUCCUCCUCUAUCGACUCCUGAGUAGAGCCGAAUGCGAAUGCACAGCCAGAGGCACGCUCGCAUUCAAACCCGCUUAUAGGAAAGCAUUAUUUAGUGCUUUCCUAUAGGGAUCUUUCUUGAUGCUGGAGGUCCGUGAGGACGUCCAGCGUCAAAUAAGUGUGAUUUACCCAGUGUAAAUCGCAGAAGCACCUCUAGUGACUGUCAGCCACUAGAGGCUGGAUUAACCCUACAGUUUCUCUGAAACUAUGUUUUCAGCUGCAGGGUUAAAACUAGGGGGACCUGGCACCCAGACCACUUCAUUGAGCUGAAGUGGUCUGGGUGCCUAUACUGGUCCUUUAACAGGGAGCUCUAGGAACUGUUAUCAUUUUGUGUCAUUGAAGUGGUUAUAGUGUCUGGAUUCCCCUGGUGCCAUUCCUCUGUUCAGUGUUGACUGUGUUUCAAUGGUUUAACACUAAAUGAGGGUCCCUGGUCACACACAGCCUGGAGGUAUGGCUGAGGUUACACUCUUCCAAAGCCACACCAUUUCAUCGAAGCAAUGAGCUGCUGUGAAAGCCUGGGAUUAGUCAGCUCGAACUCUCAGCCAAUCACUCCCAACUUUGCUGCUUGGACUAAUUGCUUCCCCAUUGGCCUGAGAAGAGCAGAGGGCCCGGGCUGCUGAGGACCCUCAUUCAGUGUCCAACCAUUCAAACCUGAUUUAACAAUGAAUGAAGGGAUGGAGUCUGGGGACUCCAUACACUAUAACCACUUCUACACGUUGAAAUAGCUAAAGUGCCUACAGCGCCCUUUAUCUAGCCAGUCAGUUGUAUACCCUUUCUCAGGGUAAAAUUCUUGGCAUGUAAGUUAUGUCAAACCUCAGCCUUCCAUCAUUAACAUGAUAUAUAAAGCUCUGUACCUUAACCCUAUACUUAAAUCUUUGCUAGCCUAAUGUUUGGAGACAAUUCUGGUAGUUACUUAUUGUCCUGCAAUAGCAUGUGGGCGAAGGUUGCCUUCCUAUGUUGUUGUAAGUCUGAGCAUCAACCAAAAUCUAUACAGAUCUCUUGAUUGGUCCCAAAGCAAAACAGUCUCUUUUCGCCUCACAUGCCACUUCUCUUGUUUGGUGUUAAUUCGUGUGAGUGAACCCUGAGUUCGGAAUUCUCACAGGAGAUUAGGCACUCUGCUCUCUCCAUUCAUCUGAAGCAGAUUUCAUUGUACAGCUUUUAUUUCCCUUCCCUAGACAUUUAGGAUUUUACAUAAAUAGAUCUUCUCACCCUUUAACUGCCACUUUGGAUGAUCUACAUGUUGCUGGCAAAGUAAAAAAAAAAAACAUUCAAAAAAACUCCACCAUUCUUAAACAUGCUAUACAAAUCCUUAGUAAGUAUGUCUGUAUUCAAGUAUGUGUAAAUAUAUAAAUCAUAUUCCUUUUACACUAUUAAUCUGCCAAUUUCACUUUAUUUUGAUAUAGAACACGUGAUUGAGAAACACAACCAUUCACUUGUGCUUGAUAGUUUUGAAAUGGAAGUUUUUGAGACCAAGGGGGUUGGGGGCCUGAAUUUUGUUAUGACAUUUUUUUUUUUUUUAUCUUUUGAAUAAGUUGAAUAGAAAUAUUCACACAGACAAUAGUAUUUGUCUAUGGCAACACAACACUAAAGCUUUAGGGACACUAUAGUCACCAGAACCACUUAGCUUAAUGUAGUGGUACUCGUGUGUAUAACACGUCAAUGCAGUUUUAGUACUGUAAACACUGCAUUUUCAGACACUCACACUAGAGGUGCUUCCUAAUCCAGUGCUGCCCAAUGUGCAGCACUGGCGCUCUGCAUUUCCACACACUGCACGGAAGAGCUGAAAAUUUCACAUAAACAUGCAGUGAUUUAAUGUAUCUCUAUGAGGAGAUGCUGGUUGGUGCAGAAUAGCAUUUUGCUGUGCAUGCACAGUAGCCUCCCAAUGCUGGGAAAGCAUUGAAUUGGUUGAGAUCAUCAAGAUCCCAGUGAUCAAGGCCCAGUGACAAUCCAUGUCUAGUAUUUAUGCAAAAAGGUCUACAUAGAAAGAUCCUUACUCGUUAAUAAGUAAAUCUAAGAAUUCUGUCACCUAUUGGGCAGAUUUGGGCAUUAUCCAAACAUAUAAAAUAUAUGAUACUCUCAGUAUGCUAAUAUACAAAUAUAUAUAUCAAAAGAAUCUUAUGAUGUUUACUGUAUGGAAACAUUUUACCUAGGUGUUUGUAAGUUGCAAAAUGCUCAGUCAUAUAGUACCCAUGUGCAUACGAGGAAUUCUAUAUGAAGAUUUUGAAACCGUGCUCAAUAUUUUUAGCAGUGCCUUUGCUGUUGGUUUACAGCCAGUGAGAUCCUGUCAUUGCUUCUAUUUUCAACUUGGUAAAUACCAUAAACCAGUGUCCUGAUUAUAGUCUUAAUGGCCAACUGUUUUACCCAAUUAGCAAUCUUAAUUACACGCUACCUAAUUUCAUAAGAGCCACGCAUAGCAAUUCUGUGCAAAUAUCAGCUUUCAGCGAGGUGGAAAUUUAAAUUUUCUGUUGUGAUUAUGUCGUUUUUAUAGCAGUAUAUUGACAGAUACAAGUGGGUUUUCUACUUAGCAAUUUAGAUACUAAAAAUUACAGCAGAUAAGGAGAAAUACUUUGACAUAAUUUAGCUUUCUUUUUUCCUAUGCACUGUUAAACCUUAGUCAUAUUAGUGCAGAAAAAUGGUAUUUCAUGGCUAGGAAAACGAUACAACAUUCUCAUUUGAGAGUUAAUCAUCCGAAUCUGGAAUAUUAAUUAAAUGUCUGGUGAAAUACUAGUUUAGAACAUACAAAUAAGCUGAACAGAAACUAUAAAAAUAGUCAUAAGCUUAUCUUUUAGCUGGGAUAGAAAAAUGCACCCAGGCAGUGUACCAAUUUCUUCAUAUUAUAUCUGGUCACCCGAAGUCUGAUCAAGGACAUAUACACACAAGACUUUUAAGUUCCUUGUAAAGGGACAUUAAAACCUCAUUACAAACGAUUACAGAAGCGCCUCUAGUGGCUUACAGUAUGACAGCCUUUAGAGGUGGACUUAACCCUGCAAUGUAAACAUUGCAGUUUCUAAGAAACUGCACUAUUUUACAAUUCAGGAUUAUAGCUAAACGACCACUGAAUACAGGCUAGUUUAUUGAAAUGAAGUGGCCCGGGUGACUUUAAUGGUCCUUUAAAGCUUAUGUCAUAUAAAAUACAUUCCUGCUGACUUUUGUUCUGCUGACUAUCAGAAGUACUAUUUCCACUUUAGGGCUUUCUUUUUAUCUUUUUUUUCACACUGAUAAGAUUUUCCUGGCUUUGACAUGCUCUGGGUUGAAGUGUUCUCUAAAUUCUAGUGGUCACACUCUUCUGGAGACAAUUUAACAAUACGAUGUUCAGAAAAAAAAAUAUUUGGAACUCUGAAUUAAAAGUUAGAUUUGCCUCAUCUACAAACAUUACAAGCAGGUCCAUUUUACAUUUCACACUUUUAUAUUUUUUAAGCUCAUUUCACAUGUAGAUGUCUAAAAGCCAUAUUAUUUACAUUCAUUAAUAUACUGUAUUUAGAAACUAACGUGUAUUCAGCUAUUGCAUGCUUCUAAUCACCUAAUGCAAAAUGUCCAUAAUGCUAAACAGACUUUUUUUUAGAAAGGAUUAUGAGCAUUUUGGGAAGCUUAUGGCAAUAAUCACUGUAAGCAUGUGUGAAUGUGUUACCGAUGCAGUUGUUUAUAAAAAGAACCUUAAUAAUGCAACGCCAUUUGAGGGUCCAUAUGACACUAGGAAUAUGAGAUAGGGUUGACAAACUGAGAAACAGUAUACAUUUGAUAUUUUACUGUUCCAUACUUGCCAAUUCUCCGACUUUAGGCCCAAAUCUAUGUCUCUUUUCUGUCCUAAUGUCCAUCUUUAGGAAGAUCAAAUCCUAUUUAAUGCCCAUAGCUUAGAUAGGAUUACCUCUUUUCUAAUGUAAUAUUGGUUUUCUAGGGCACCAUAUUCUUAGUGCAAAACACAGCUUCACAGACCGUUUUGUAUGAUCAGUACAGACAUUUUUGUUGAUUUACGUAACCAAGUGUUGGAAAUAAUUUACACUAAAGUGACAUUGUCAACCCCCUGAAAAAUGAGUAUUUCACAAAGAUAAAAUCUUUAUAAAAUACUCAUUAUGACUGUGUUGGAAUUUCACUGGAAUUUUCGCUUUGGCUCUGUAUUUCUCCUCCACUCUACUUUCUUUGACACAAGGCGAAACUACAGAGUCAAUCCCUCCAGGGAAUUAGCUGUGCCUACGGAGGAUCCCAUGGUCGUGCAGGAUCCGCCAUAGAUCUCAAUUCUGUACUCUUGUGCAUGCGCAAGAUUACAGUGACGUCGGCGCUGAAGAGUACCCUGCCAGAUUAAGAUGGUGGCGCCAGCGAAGGACGGGUCCAGGUCACCUUUACCUGCCCCCCAGCCACCACACCACCAGCGGCGAGUUCACUGUCUGGGUACUUAACAAGUUCUGCAAACGGUGACAGUGACGCUUUAAAUUGUACAAUUGUAGGACAAAUAGCUGAAACAGAAAUAAAAAACAACUAUUUUUCAUGCUGCAAAAUUUCAGCCCAAAAAUUGCAGUUUAAUUGUUAAAUCUCUGCAAUUCCUGAUUUAAUAUAUAACUAUAUUAGUAAAUACAUUUUGCGUGUAAUUCUAGUAUGGAGACAGUGUAUAUCUGGGAUAGUAUUCCUUUCCACAUAGACAGGUGGGCAAGGGCUUCAUAUGACAAAUUAAAAAUAAUUGUUGUUCUAGAAUUCUUAAGAUGGAUAGGAAGUAUCAGUAUUUUCCUUGUUACUAAUUGGCAAUGCUGCCUAUUAUGAAUGUCUGUUGUGGAUCCAAAUUCAUAUUUUAAUAGACAUAUUUUAAAACAAAAAACAUUUUUUAUAUAUAUAUUUUACAUGUGUACAGUGAUUUUUGUCUUGCUCCCUGAAACCCUCUUUUUAUUUGAUAUCUGGUGGAGUAAAACUCUGUUGCUUACACAGACAUAACAAUAUAUGCUGGAGUGUUUUUACAAGAUAUGUCUAGAUCAUUAAAUAUAAUAGGUCUCAGCUGUAGUUUUGAUCACCGAAGCAUGCACACAAUUCAUCACAGCAAAUUAGGUAUGUCUUUGAAAGUUAGCAUCCUACAAUUUACUGGCAUUUUUGGAAAGAUGUAACUCUGUACAGACACCGUUUGGGUUAUGAAAUGAAGCACAGUGUGUCUUGAAGGGAUCCACAAGUAUAACAAUAACAGAGGGGAGGAGUAUGUUGUGUGUACCUGCUCCAAGAUCUUGGGGAAAGAACUCUAGCGUAAUCGGCACAUAUCCCCAUUCGCAUCAAUUAUUUAUGUCUUUUAGUGAGUUUCUUGUCUGCUGUAAAGGAGAUGUAGACUUCAGUGAUUUAGUCUGUCUUUGCUACCGUUGUUAAACAAAAAGUGAAAGCAUCUUUGUUUGGACUCAUACUGUUUAUGAUAUUGACAUUUUGUCCUGACUACAAACCUAAAAUAUAGCUUUUAUUCUGGGAAAUGAAUCAGCGUUGAAUAACACUGAUAGUUGUAUUGCCCUAAUAAGCUAUGAGUUGGGAGUGAAGAAAAUGUUUUCUAAAUGUAGCUCACUAGCAGUUUUCCAUGAUAUAGUCUGUAAGCUCGUUUGAGCAGGGUCCUCUUCAACCUUUUGUUCCUGUAAGUUUUCUUGUAAUAGUCCUAUUUAUUGUUACAUCCCCCCUCUCAAAAUAUUGUAAAGUGCUACGGAAUCUGUUGGCGCUAUAUAAAUGGCAAUAAUAAUAAUAUCCUUUCAGCUGCUAUAUUUUCCUAUGUCACCUAUCAAUGGAACCUCAGUUAGGUCUUGCUCCUUUUACUAGACAGUUUUUCCCCAUCAGGAUGACCUUAAAAAGGGAGUCCAUUCUUCCAGUUAAGACAUCUCUGCAAUGCAAUCCUUGGCUAGAUAAUAAAACAAGCUUCCUGUAUAUGUAAGCACUCACUAGUUUGGGAACGUAGAGCAACAGAGAAUAGGGAUUUAACUCCCAGAGAGGGUCAAUAUGAUUACAGUGGCCUGAGAGAAGAUGGAAAGGCUUCCCGAGUUUGUGUGUGUAUAUUAAAUGUUGUGGUAUUCAUUUUAUUUUUAAAUUUAUUUCUCCCACCCCCCACUUGUUUCAGUAAUAAACUAGACCUCCUCUUUUUUUCCAUUAAUUUGAAUAGGAGAGCACAAUCAUAGUAAAUAAACAAUAUAGGGUAAAUAAUGAUAUAUACAAGCAGCUAGACACAAAAUAAAAUUCCUUAAAAAAAUCUUACCUAGAUAACAUAUAAUGACAAAGUGCCAGCGCUAUAUACGAAAGCCUUCUAGUAAUGUAUGUGUGAAAAAAAUAAUAAACAACUUCUCUCUAUAGGUAAAUGGUGUAUAAAACACCUAUAUAUCACAGUAAGUUGAAUUAUACACACAAAAAAAAAAUAUCAAAAAUUUGCAAAAGGAGUCCAAAAGUUAUUGGGUUGGAGUCUUUGAAGGGUUAAUCUUUUGUUGCAGUUGAAAUAAUGACAUCCGUAGAUACACUGGAGCACUUGUGUAGGUUAUACAUUAGCAAAUGGUGAUACUUGUCUCCAAGAUUUCACAAUCAAGUUUCACAGAAUCAGAGGACGGUAAAACGGCUAUUCAGCCUCUGAUUCUGUGAAACUUGAUUGUGAUAUCUUGGAGACAAGUAUCACCAUUUGCUAAUGUAUAACCUACACAAGUGCUCCAGUGUAUCUACGGAUGUCAUUAUUUCAACUGCAACAAAAGAUUAACCCUUCAAAGACUCCAACCCAAUAACUUUUGGACUCCUUUUGCAAAUUCUUUUCCAUUGCUGACCGUUUCCUUGACACUGCCUAAUCUGCCCUUGCUGAGAUAAUCAUGACUGAUAACCUCUUGUCCAAUCAAAUGCUAAUGUUCCUUUACAUUGCUCUGUCAGAACAUUGUAAUGCUGAACCAUUAAUUCAUUAUGGCCCAGUUUUAUACAGGUGGGUUUAUCUGUUGACAUAAACAAAAUGAAGUACAGAGGUGUGUAGUGCACUGCAUUCCCAUGUCCCAUCCCCUCGGGUACUUCAUUCUGUUACUCCUUUGUUGUAUAGGGUGCGCGUGUUGCGAAUCUUGCUGUGUUUACAGAUAGUCUCUAGUUAUCUUUGUCGGUCCCCUCUUGAGAUUUCUUUAUAUUCAAAACACAAAGGUAGUGUGCAUUCCCAAUGCAACAAAGGAUAUUUUCUGUGGCUUCUCUUUGUCAGAUUUAUACAAUCUAAUGUGCAUUUUGCUUGGGAAAAUUACAUAUUUACUAAGCAGUGUGGGAGGGGUGGGCAAAGAGUGAUGUGAAAGCUUAGUAAAUCUGGCCUCCGGUAAAUCAAAGCAUGGGUAUCUUCGUUAUAGAUUAAUGCUGGAAACUUGAAUAUUUACUCUGCUGUUGGAGGAGGAACAAACAUUUUUGUUUGUAUUUACAAAUUAAUCUUAUUAAAGGUAAUAUAUGUGAUACAGGUAAAAAAAAUGCUGUUUCUAAGCAAACAUUGGCAUUCAUACAUUCUUCUUUUGGUAUAUUGCAAGUUACCGAUUUUACAAGUAAAAAGACAAAGAAGGGUAAACAAGGAAAUCCAACAAUGGGUAUCAUUAUUCACUGAACCUGUAAUUGUAGAAAAUGUAUAAUUUUAGGCCAAUAUACACACGUUUCCAUUAUAGCCCAGAUGUUUUGGCAUGUCCAAUAGAAGUACGGUAUCUAGGCAUACAGAAAGUCAUUCGUUUUGGCAAUUAGUAACUGAAAAAAGAUUGGAUGAGAAAUUAAUAAAGUUAUGGAAAAAAAAAAAUUUUUGUUUUGUAAAUCAUUGUUGGAGGAAAACCAUAAACUAUUUACUUGUUUUUGAAUGAUAUAAUUUUAACUUGUAUUUAAAAAAAAAAAAAAAAAAGUCAGGAGUAGGCAACCUUCGGCACUUCAGAUGUUGUGGGAUAAAUCUCCUCUGAUGCUUUGCUGACAUGGCUCACAGAGAAUUAUGGGAGAUGUAGUCCACAACAUAUGGAGAGCAGAAGGUUCCCUACCCCUGUUCUAUGUAUUAGUGGUAGGACCUGGUCUGGUUCUAAACUGCGUAUAUCGAUUUUAUCUGAGACGCAAAUGCAUGUGUUUUGUCUUGGUCGAGACUGUGUUGAUCCGGAGUCACUCUGUUUAGAGAUUCAUUAAUUUUGCUUUAUAAUCCACCUUUCUGUUUCUCCUCACAAAAUUACAGUAUUUUUCUUGUAGCUGCCUUUAUAAAUAAAUAAAAAAUGUAUAGAAUUAAUGAAACAAAAUAGCAUAGCAAAAUUAGACAACAGGGAGUAAAUGAUCACUUGAUGAUGUGCAUCUAGCAAUGUAGGUCAACCAUUUUUUUUUUUUUUUAUAGACAAGAGAGAUCCUAUCACAGAAUCCCAGUCAGAAAGCAUGCUACUGUCACCCAGAUAUACAAAAACAUUGAACUACAUUGUACAAUUGAAAUUUGAAGUGUACAUUAUAGUUAGAAAGUGUGCUCCUAUAAACAAAUGUCUAGUUUUGUAAGCUAUGCAAUUUGUGAAUUAUCAUUUGAAAGCUGACUCCUCAAAGAAUACCUCUGUCCAUUUAAGGAGCUUUAAUUCUGUCUAGAUUAAUGGGGAAAAAAACUGAUAGUAUUUACUGAACUGUGGGAAUAUUUGGUACCAACCUGGAGACUCCACAUUGGUUGAGCCAGAAACCUUAAGAUAAUAAAAAGCUUCUGUGUUUACAGGAUUAUACUAUUUUCACCAACAAUCAAUGAGUGCAGCUUACAGUUGAAAAGUACCUUUGAAAGAUAGUCCACAUGUUCAUAGUUAAGAACAAAGUAUGUUUUGGGGGGAAUAUAGGCUCUCUUUCAUAAGUGAGCUAUGAGCUACCUGGAUCAUUUUUGUCUGCAAUUUAUGAUCUUGUCUAAUCCCUUCGUAUAUUAACCAGCUAACACUGUGCUGAUUUAAGCAGGAAAGUUCACCUACUAUAUUUUGUGUGGACCAGUGGAUUUUAGUGCUUUAGUAAUCGUGAAUAUUGUCUAAGCCAGAGGAUGCAACAUAUUGAUAGAUUCUGGCUCAAGGAUAUAGAUGUAGGGGGGGGAAAGAAUCUGCUAAAGUGGAUGGAGUUAGAGAAACAAUCCUAUCUGUCUGUCUAUCCAUCCAUCUGCUUUUGUGUGCUUGAUUAAGCUAAUCUCUUAAUACUCAACUGUGACAGGUUUUCUUAAGCUACAUGUGUUUUCUUACAUAUUAAAAAUAACCGUGCUACAUGAAUUGUACAAUUCUACAUAGUCUCGCUGCAGCAUUACAUUCUCACAUCCCCUAUAAUGAUGAGAGAUGUGUUGCUUAUUCAUUACUGUUGGUAGGUUUCCAUGUAUCACUGCACGAACAAUAACUCUUUCAUUUUGUGAUGAAAUGUAGCAACUCUAACAUUGAGUGAUACUAUUUACCAUAUUGUAAAAAAGUUUGCAAAGAGAGAGUCACCAUCAUAAACUUCCUUUUGCUACUGUAUUCUCGAGUGAUGUACGUUAUAUGUUCUGCAUAAUAGUGUUCGCUUAUCGUCCAUCUGCUAUGAAUGCGUCAGUGGGUAUAAAACUUGUACUUUUCUACGCGCAUAACAGGGAAUCAGUGGUUGCCUAGGGCAGUGUUUCCCAACCCAGUCCUCAAGGCACACCUACCAGUCCAGGAUUUAGGGAUUACCCAGUUGUGUCUAAGGUGUUUUUUUUCUUCUUUGUAAAAACACCUUAGACACAACUGGGUAAUCCCUAAAUCCUGGACUGGUAGGUGUGCCUUGAGGACUGGGUUGGGAAACACUGGCCUAGGGUACGUAAUUUGAGAAGUGUACAGGAUAAUUUACUUUACCUUAAUUUUUAUUUAUCUAUUUCUGUUAUUUGUAAUGGGUUGAAUCUUAACAGUCACCACUCUUAAUGCCGAGCAUCUCUCACAACCUUAAAGUCACAUCCGGAAGGUUAAUGAACAUAACCGAUUUUGUUUACUUUCCAGUAAGAGCAAUCAAGUAGACCUUAUAUCUCUUGUGUUAAUGGAACUUUGGACCCACGGCUACUUUAUGUUGAAGACUAUGUUUGAGCUAAACUGUUAUAGAACAUGCAGACUGAGACAUAGAGCUGGCUCAUCGUUGUGGAAGUUUUACAUGUCACUCAAUUACAGGGACACACUCCACCCUGUGCUGGUCUGCAUGUUGAACAUAUCCAUUGGUUAUUCAGGAAGGGAUAGCAAGUUCAAGUGUCGGUAAUUGCAUCUGUUAUGUCCAACUUUUUAAACAGAAUGCAAUUUCAUCUAUAUGUUCUGUUAACCAAAUGACUGAUAAAGGUAUACAUUAAAAUGAAUGUCAUGUUUGGCUGUCUAAGGCUUUAUUCUGCUAGCAUGGAGGUCUGAGUGCAUCUAAGAGAUGCAACAAAAAACAAUAUUAGAAACCUUUUUAAUGCAAUUGGCCUUUAUUUCAACCAACGGCAAAGGUUACAUGGUAGCAUUUUGACUUAUCUAGGAAUUGAUAGUUGCUGAUCUUGUGAUUUGGGAGCAAGGGGCUGCCAUGCAGCUUCUCCACAAGUCCAUAUUGGAUCAGCUAGACAUAUUGAUAUUCUCUUUGACUAUAUGGUGUAUAGAUUAAAUAUAUACUUGCCUGACUAUGAACUUUUAAACCACAUAGUUUGUUGAUUACAAAUUCCCUUUAAAUAAAAAAAAACUCUCCUUUGUGCUUUAUGGGGGUAUUAUUGUGUUAUGAUCUUUUUGAACAAAAUGUUCAAUAAAAAACGAUCGUAUUAGUACAGUUGUAGAGCCCUGCAUUCCCUUGAUCACAAUUAAGAACACAGAAGGUAGCCAGUGACAAUUAAACACUUGAGAGACCCAUUGUUACACAGUAUGAGGCAGGUAAUGGCGCUAGUAACAGGGAAGCCAACAGCUUGUGUUAGACAAUUGUAUUGUAUUGUGCACAUUAUGUCAUUUAAUAGGGAAACGAUGAACCCAUUGCAAGGUGCAGAUAUACCAGCCUCCAUUCAGAAUGGACAUGUAAUGAAAGAACAGCUAGGUGCACACCUGCUUUAUGGGAUGCAUUGCUUAUCAGUUUUAAUGAAGUGUAUUAACUGAAUAGCACCAGAGUAUUCAUCCAGCCCUGUUUAUGGCACACUCUUGAGUACAUUUAUGGUUUGUCAGAAGUGCAAACUACUGAACAUAUGAGGCUUUAAGACAGGCCAUCUGUUAGUCCUAGGCUCUUGGAUGGUGGUCAAACUGCUCUAAAAAUAAGCGCACAUCUAACUACCAGGGGCAGCAGACAUGGUUUUAAUUCAUUCUGUACAAAGAUAGGCAAUAUAGAUGCACUGUAACAUUGAUUUGACAUGUAAAUAUUGAUGCUGUAUCUUGUUUGGGUUUUUCUUUCAUAAUAGUGUUUUGAAACUCAUUUCAAUGAAAAGUAAACCUAUAGAUAAUAAAUCAUAAUUUGUCAUAGGCAAUAAUAUUUUUUUUAACAUGGAAAGGUAAUAGACCCAAACUCCAUUAAGCAAAAUAUUUGACUUACAUUCGUGAGAGACCUACACACGAUGUGAUCUGUUAAUAUGAAAAAGUCUCAAAACAUUGCUUUCUUUCUUGUAUUGAUUCAUCUUUCACCAAUUGUCUUUGCUGGGGAAUAUAUAUUAAUUUUCUGAUAAGACCAUGUGUUUAGGUGGUCUUCGGAAUACUUUGUAAAUUGUAAAAUUUGAACCAAACUGGUACAAUUUUUUGGUUGCAACCUCUGGAGUCUGCUUUCUAAGAUACUCUAUAGACUGCUUUUAUGAAUGCACGGCACAAUUCAUAAUCCCUCUUGGGCUGUGUAAAUAGAUGCUUGGGUAGCAUAUAUCUAGUGCGUGAUGGACAGUGCAUGUAUUGCUGCAGCAAGAUAUACCUAGCUAUUCUGAGCUUGUGCCUGUACCACCCCAAAGUGCCAAGCCAUCUGUUCAUAUUGUCUUGUUAAUCAAGCUCUUAUACUGCAAGAACACAUGGAUAUCAGAACAAUUAUGUAUACUUGGACUUUGCUAUAGAACAAUAGGUUGUGCAGUGGAAUCUCUGGACUGCGUAAGCAGACAUUAAGUGGAUUAAAUAUUAAACAUUGUGUUUGUAUCCACAAAUUUGGUGAUCAAAUUUAAAUGAACUUGGCGGAAAGAUUGUUUUACCCAAUAAAGAUGUAAUACACUUUGUUUACUAACAGUCCAAAUGAGGGGACUACCCAGUCUCCAAAAUUAUACCCUAGUGCAGGGGUGGGCAACGUUCGUCACGGCAGAUGUUGUGGACUACAUCCCCCAUAAUGCUUUUUCACCCAUAAUGCUGACAAAACAUCAUGGGAGGUGUAAUCCAAAACAUCUGGAGUGCCGAAGGUUGCCUAUGCCUGUCCUAGUGUAUGCCAUCCCUUUCACUCCAUUUGCAAAAGAUGUGGGUUGAAAUCUCUUGAUCCUUUGUAAAACCUGGCUUAUUGAAUGGAUGACUACAUAGUUAAAAAUUAGUUGUGGAGCAUAUUUCCUUGAUCAUAUGUAGUUACAUCCACGGUAUCGUUGCCCUUGCCAAUCUAAACUCGUUUGCAACUGAUUGGAUAUCAUUGAUAAUUCACAUACAUUUACAGGAACUGGAGAUGGGAGUAUUACAUUUGUUUUUUUUAAGUGGAGCAUACAAUAGACAUUCUGCCUGCGUAUGUGUGUUUGGGUACAAAUAUGUAAUAUUUUCAUCUUGUUUGAUUUGUUUAAGACUAUGUUGGUGAAAUGAAUUCCAGACAUGUUUAUUUGAUCAUUCUUUGAGUCUGUAUUGUUGCAGGGAGGAGAGUUUCCCAUUGAGUACCUCAUUAUCAGAUUUAGAACCACAUACCAUUCCUUUAUUGACCUGUCUAUUACAAUCAAUGCAGCAGACACAAAGAUUUGAAAUGUGUUUCUGCCCAUGCACUGUGUCCCCCAUCUACUGAUGAUUGUACAUUAUCUUUUAAAUGACACUAGUUAAAUGAGUAUGGAUUUCUCUAGCACCAAUAGUUUCUACUUUGCAUUAAAGGUACAAUCAUGCAUUCACUGUGUUUAUUGCCCUUGUACUAUAUCUUUUAACGGUAACGCAUUGUAGAAACAUUUUAUACAAACUAUUACUCCAUGCUUUAUGCUUUCUUUUGUAUACCCAGACUUGUUUUUGAAAACAAAUUUAAAUGAAAAAUACCCACUGUCAGACUGUGUGUGCUUUGCAAAUAAAAUGUGCUAUGUAACACCUCCAGUAAUGUACAGGAGCCCACAUGGUACAUUUUGUGCAAUGCAGAUGAUUAGCAGCCAUGAAAGGAAUAAUUAGGAAAUUCUUUGGGUUCAUACGGGCUGCAAUAAAUGCCCUUCGAAAUAUGUAGAUGUGUCAGUUUAGAGAGAACAUUUAACUUACAGUAGACAUUUACAUCUGAUGAGUGUGCAAUGGACCCUCCAGACUUGCAGUGGCAAGUAACUUUUAAGGCCUAGUUAGCAGCAUAGGACAUUGGGUAUAUUAUAUAAAAUCUCAACAUUCUUCCUGAACAUUAAUGUAUUUCUGAUUUGUUCUAAUACUGCAACCAACGUGUGAUGUUUUUCCCAAAACAUUGCAUAUUCAUUUUUCAGUCCACAGUAAUUCAGAGAGGUUAUGUACUCCAAUACAUUUUAUAAUUGGCUACUUUUAAGUAUCAACAUGUAAUUAACCAGUCCUUCUAAGCAACAUAUGCAGUCAUUGCUGCAUAUAGUAUUAUGUUAAUAAUACUAAUUAUUUAUAAUGCUGCAACAUAUUGUGCAAUCAGAAAUAUUCUCCUUCACAAGCACUGGGAGGAAGUGAUCUCAGGUCAUUUCCUCCCAGUUUUGCCAAGAGUGAAUUGAGGUCUGCUACUCAUCACCCAUUACAAACAGGAACUACUGAUACCUAGAGAAGUCCUACUGGACUCUCUGUCAUGCAAUCUCUUGGGGAGAUCUUCAAAUCUUCCCAGUCUGUGCCAUAUUUUGCAAACCCCUUCUGUAACUUAUCUAUAAUUAGUUACUUUGCAUAAUAAUACAUAGAUCUACAGGCUAUAGAGCUACUGUUAAGUAAUUGUUUUUAAUUUCGCUGUUUUUUCGUAAAAUUAUUUAUAUGCUUAUCAAACAGAUGACUCCCCAUCAUUAAACUCCCUUUUUAAUAUACUGCUGCAGCCUGUUUAAAUUGAAUGCAGUAUUAAACUUCUGUCAUUUAAAAACCUAUUUUGCUUGCCCUCUGGUGGUCAGUUCUGAAUAAUGCAGGUAUCACCUAUGAAUAUUGUGCCUAAAUGGGGUCAUUACCCCCCAGGAGACUGAGGCCUCGAAAUGGAAGGUUCAUUAGUUAACUGUUUCCUCAAGACAAUUUUCAUUAAGCAAGUGUCAUUAGAAUGAUGGCAUGUCAUAUAUCAGCUUCUCUGCAAAUCCCAGCUAUAAGGAAGGAUACAUUGUACACAUAAGUACAAAGAUGUAAGAUGUAUUUACUGAUGGGCUAAUAAGCUACGUGCAAUGUUAACACCCACCCAUAAUCUAAUCUACAAACUAGACUUUACAUAGAAAACAAACCCCCAAAAUAGCCUAAUUAUUACACAGGAAUAGGAAACUGAUUUAAGCUCUAUCCACAUGAGUAAUUAAGUGUGUGCAAAUGCUUUUGUUCACUUACACAUGAUGAAUUCAUGUAUGCAUAUAACCACAUAUUGUAUGCCAAUGAUAUUUCACUUAGCAGUCACUCUUAUUCUGCUGCACCCACAGCUUCUUGUAUCUUUGGAUGAAAAAGGCUCCUGGGCAUUGUAGUCUGCUUGCAGAAGCAGAUCCAGUGUUUGAACCCUGUCAUAGAGCUUCAUUUUACAAUCACAGAAAUGCCAUCCUUUAAUUACUAAAAAAAAAAAAGCUGCAUUCAAAAAGGAGAGUUUCUGUUUGAAUGUGGCCUCUAAACAAAUGCCUACUUUGCCCAUUGAAUAAAGUUGCCAUAGAGAUAUAUUAAGUCUUACCAUGUAAUGUAUCGCCUUGGUACUGAUGUCUUUUUACUCUAUUUACUUAUUCAAUUUCAUCUUCAGCUCAAAUUUCUUUUUAUUUUUUUUUAAAUGUGAAAAAUGUAGGUUAUACAGAUAUAUGUAUUUCUGUAUUAUUUUAUUAGAAUGUAUAUGUAAUGCUUUUCAUGGAACACAAGGUUACAUUAAGUGCUGUUCCCCCCUACCAUAGCCUCUGCUUACUUCAUUAUUUCUAUAGUGGCAACCUGUCCCUCUCUAGCAAUCUUUGGCUCCCAUGCACGGCAGACACCUCUGGCACUUAAAAGGUUAUCACCAAACUAAACAUGUGUUGCUGUUGAGCCGUUUGGAAUUCAGUUGGAGCUGUUCAGGCAUUUCUAGGAUUGUAAACACACAUCACUGCCAAUUUCUGUUCUCUUGGCAAAGCAACUCUAUCUCCAGUUGUUGUAGAGAACAAAGAAUACAAUAGAGCGGAAGACCCGAAGGUGAUAAAGGAGAUAUAGAAUUAUAUAUUUAUUUAGAAAUUAUUGUAACAUUGCGGGGAGGGAAAUGAAAAAGAAAUCCCCCAGGGUAGAUUUUCUCCCCUACUAUUGGUACUUAUUUUUCUUCUCUACGUGGGUUGAAAUCCUGGUGGCAGCACUAGGCUGCUACAUAAAAAAAAGAAUGUUCUGUGUUCAUGUCAGCACCGGUACAAAGAAAUCUGUGUCAUAUUGGCAGCUAUUACUUAUGAGAUUUUUUUUUUAAAAAUCAUGUUUUUUUUUUUUUUUUGUGAAUAAAUGAGAGGCUUUUAUGUGCAGCUCUUCAUAAAUGGUACUGAGUAGGAGGGUAUGGGCACGCUUUCUAUUAUUUUGCCCCUCAUGCAUUUCUCCUUUCUUCGUCUUUUCAGAACCACACGUUGAGCCAGCACGCACAGUGA
Molecule: messenger RNA, 19737 nt
Organism: Pelobates cultripes (western spadefoot toad)
Lineage: Eukaryota; Metazoa; Chordata; Amphibia; Anura; Pelobatidae
Source: the annotation of a GenBank genome assembly